Molecule: messenger RNA, 1512 nt
Organism: Trichogramma pretiosum
Lineage: Eukaryota; Metazoa; Arthropoda; Insecta; Hymenoptera; Trichogrammatidae
Product: Down syndrome cell adhesion molecule-like protein 1
Exons: 7
Coding region: 1-1512 (503 amino acids)
Molecular function (GO): protein binding
Source: RefSeq, a predicted model, not a curated record
AUGAGACUGUAUCGGGCUCUGAGGACGCUGCUGCUGUUGCUCGGCUCGACGGGCCCGAGGUUGAGCCGGGGCAGCGCCAUAAACGAGCACAGCGUCGCCCUGGUCAAGAGCUACGAGAACGACACGGUGCUGCUGCCCUGCCACGUCGAGGAUCUCGGCCUGCAGACCCGAGUGCGCUGGUAUCGGGGCGGAGUGCUGCUGGCCGACAGCGAGGAGGAGCCGGGCGGUAGCGCCAACGCGUCCGAGUCCUCGUCUCGAGUCAAGAUGUGGGGAAAUCGCAGCCUCGAGAUCGUCCAGGUGAGGCCCGAGGACAGCGGCGAGUACGUGUGUCAAGCCUCGCGCCCCGAGCCCUGGGGCCACGUCACACAAGUCCACCAGAUCCAGGUCAUGUAUCCGGCCAGCAGUAAACCCGUGCCCGAGAGCGGCCAGGUCGAGGUUUCGCUGGGCGAGGAGGCCGUCCUCGAGUGCGAGACCCACGGGGUGCCCAAGCCCAGCCUCGCCUGGAAAUUCCAGGGCGAGGAGUUGCCCGUCUUGACGUCCGGCCAGAAGCUCAAGAUUCACGCGACCAAUCGCAGCUUGGCCGGCCUUUACACGUGCGAGGCGAGCAACGGCAUCGGCGAGCCCGCCGCGGCCAACAUCGAGCUCAGGAUAAAGCACAAGCCGGAGGUGAGGUCGAAGUCGGCGUGGCUGCACACGGCGCCGGGCAUCCGGGCCCAGCUGGACUGCCGGGUGACCUCGUGGCCGGAGGCGCGUCUCGACUGGCUGCUCGACGGCGAGCCAUUGGCGCGCUCGCAGCGUCUGCUGCGCUACAAGCAGGAGGCGGCCCAGGAGGACAACUCGCAGAUCCACUCGCUGGUCAUCAGGAGCGUACGGGCGCAGGACCUGGGCACCUACACGUGUCGGGCGACCAACGAGCUGGGCGCGGCCGAGGCGACGAGCGAGCUCUCGGGCCUGGCCAAGCCGCCGCUGCUGAAGCGCGAGCUGCGCGCCUCCUCCGCGAACAGCGUCAACUUCAUCUGGGAGGUCGACAGCUACAGUCCCAUAGUCGAGUACCAGUUCUGGUUCAGGCAGUAUAAAGGCACCGGCGAGGGUGACUCGUCGGCCGAGCACGUCUACGUGGGCCAAAGGUCGCUGGACAGUCGGGAGGACUGGCGCAGGCUCUUCAUACCGAGCAGCAACGAGGCCGCCUCCGACGGGCCACUCUACGCGAGAUCCUUCAAUUUGACGGGCCUCCAGCCGUCUAGUCAGUACGAGGCUUUGGUGCUGGUUCGCAAUCGAUUCGGCUGGAGCAGCCCGUCCAAAGUGGUCAGAUUCACCACCGACCUGUCGACGACCGCGAUAGAAGAUGAGGAUUACAAAAUCGACGUAGAUGGCCACGAUAACAUACCUUCAGCAGCCGUCCAAGCGACGUCGGACUCGCAGAGAUCCUCGGAAUACGUCAACUCGACGGCACGUCUCUACUCAAAGUUUGCGACAUUGACGCUGAUCGUCAUGGUCGUGGCAUCCAGUUGA